UUCAGCCCAUCCAUUGAAAUUUGAAUCAUCACGGUACUUCUUUGCCAGUGAUGUGUCAGCCAUGGUGAAGAAGGGCGCCAAGAAGCAAGCGGCCGCGCGAGCGCGUGCCAACGCAAAAGAGGCCGAGCAACCAUGCGCAGCGCCAGGCGACGCCCGGAAAGGCGUGAAGGGCCUAAAGAAUUUGGGCAACACUUGCUAUGUCAACAGCGUGAUACAAUGCAUGCACGCCGCGGCGGAGUUUCGAGAUUCCUUGCCGCCGGGCACUGGCAACAGCAUGUGCUGCUCUUUGGGCAGCGUCCUACGUAGUUUGAGCGGCCCAGGAGCACCGGUCGGACCGAAGGCCCUUCAUGGAGCCUUUUGCAACAAGUUUCCGUGGUUUAAGGGUCAUCAGCAACAUGAUGCCCACGAGUUUUUCUGCACCUUGGUCGGCGCCGUCGCCGACGAGAAGCCCAAGAACACCAACGGCAACAAGAAGCCGCAGGAGGAGGAUCAAGAAGAUCCGGAGCCAUCCGGAGAGGCGGCGGCCUCGUGUUUCCAGGGGCAGGUUUGCUCCACCGUGCUGUGCUGGAAUUGCAAGAAGGUCUCGGUCCGGGUUUGUCCCUACUUCCACCUCUCUGUGCCGGUGCCGGAGGCGGACACGGCUGCGACGGGGCCCUUGGGUGUUCCAGCGAACCUUCAGAAAGAGCCGGAACCACCUGCGCCCCCUGCGCCCCCUGCGCCCCCGGCGCCGGCCCCCGCACCACCUGCACCGCCUGCUGCCGUCACACCGCCACCGCCCGUUCCAAUGACCCCCGAGCCCGCGCCAGCAGCAGAACCCCUUGCAGAGGCCUCCACGCCCGGUACGCCCGCUACGCCGCCAACCACCGCGCCGGUGGAGGCUCUGGGUCCCGAUGGACCCGAGCAGACUCCGGAGGUGGAAGGAAGCCACAAAUUCGACACUGCGGAAGAGGCCCCCGAAACCGAGCCGGAAGCGGCUUUCAUGGAGUCCGAAGGCAUGAAGGGGAAGAUGCAGUCUGAUGAGAAGCCCGAGAUCGAAGAAAAGCAAACACAGCAGGAAGAGGCGCCCAAGGGACCGCUGGCAGAGGCUCCACAGCAGCCCGAGAACGGCAAUGCCGCCGCGCCCGCGGCGGCGCAGAAGUCGACCGAAGAUGCAGAAGCACCAACCGCAGACGCACCAGAGGAGAAGCCGCCGGACGCCCCACACCCUUCGCCGGCGGCGGACCAUGUGGACACCGCGGGUGUGGAGGAAGCAGAGGAAUCGCAGCAUGAUGAGAACGGCGAUGAAGAUGGCGCUCAGGAGGAACAGGAAGAGGAGGAAGGUCCGUUCAACUACGAGAUCCUGUUAAGAAGUGAGAAGACAGGCAAGCAAGACUAUGGCUUCAAGUGGAACAUGUCGGCCUUGCAGAAAGAUCAGCUCGUCAUCGCUGGCAGUACGCCUGAGAGUUUGGUUGACAGGUGGAACCUCAAGCAGCACACACUAGGUGACCGACAACGUAUGGUUCGUCCGGGAGAUCGAAUCAUCCAGGUGGGUGAGGAGACCACGAAGCAGGCCAUGCUGAAGCUGUUGAAGCAGGAGCAGGAAUUGACCGUACUCAUCCAACGCGAAGACCGCGAUGCACCAGUGGACAUGCCUGAGAUCGUCAAUGGCAAAGAUGAGAAAGAAGAUGAAGAGGAGCGACAAGAACGGCAGAAGUCGAUGCUGGACGCCUGGCGCAGGUCUCGUGCAGACUUGCCGGAGAACCUUCAUACCAUGUUCUCAGGUCAAGACCAAGGGACUAGCAGCGACAGCUGUAGCCUCAUGGAUUGCUUGCAGAAGUUCGCGGGAGCCGAGGCAAUCAUGGAAGAGGACCUGCAACCUUCCUAUGACUGCGGUGAUUGUGCCAAGUGCUGCGAGUGUGAUGCCAAAGGAAAGAAGCCCAAGAUGUACGCCACCUCCAAAACCUACCUAUGCGGCUCCAUGCCAAAGCUCUUGACUGUGCAGCUCAAACGUUUCAAUAAGAAGCUGCAGAAGAUCAAGACUCGCGUGGAAGUACCGGCUUCCUUGGACCUCUCCGAGUUGACCAUGAAGAAAGACAUCGCAGGGACCCUCCAAGAGCAUUUGAAGAAGGAGUGCGAGAAGCAGGAGCUGCCGGUUUGUGAGGAUGAGAACACCAAGUAUGAGCUCUUCGGAAUUGUACAGCAUCAUGGCUCUACUCUCCAGGGUGGUCACUACACUGCCUAUGUGAAUCUGGGCCCCUCGCAGAAGGAGGCAAAUUGGUACUUCUGCAAUGACGCAGUGGUCACCAAAUGCAGUUUGGAAGAUGUUCUGAAAGCUGAAACUUACGUUGCCUUUUACCGCAAGAUCGAAGAGAACGACGCGUGAAAAGAGAACGGCCGAUGUGAGGAUCCGAGAGGGAUGGGUUUAGACAUAGAGGUACCAGCAGUCACAAGACGGGGUGCCUAACUUGGAAGCCGGGGUUCCCAUGAUCCAUUC
Durusdinium trenchii is the source of this 2473-nucleotide messenger RNA. The record is from the annotation of a GenBank genome assembly. Lineage: Eukaryota; Dinophyceae; Suessiales; Symbiodiniaceae.